UCUUAACGGGUCCCGAAAAUGUGUGCAUGUGCUUGUGCUUGUGUCCAGAGAAACCAGUACCGUUAACCAGCACGGAUGGCCUAGUGGUUAGGGUUGUUGACUCAAAGCCUCGAGUUCCAAUACCUGACAGGUCCCGAACUAUUGUACGCUUGGUAAAGGCACUUAAGCUAAUUCGUUUCUCACUCGACUCAUGCGAAAACAAAUUCCAUCGGAUAGGACGUCAAAUGGAGAGGUCUCGUGUUUUGAAGAGAGACAUAUUUGGGUACGUUAAAGAACCCACCAUACUUAAGGAAAGUGGUUGGGCACCAGUAUGAUUGGAUCAAAUAAAUUUGUCAAGAUAUGCAGCUUGUACUGUUUAGACGUUCAGUACAAACCUAGUGUGUUACGCCCUGUUUGUCGGAUAUUCGAUACAAACGAGCAAAGUAUAAAUUGUUCAACUUCGCGUUACCCGCUUGUAUUUCUUAAAACACAGACUUGUCGUUGACCGAGCCCAAGACACCAUGGCGAACCCAGAGACUGUUUUCAAGAAGCAUGACGUCAACGAUGACGGUAAAAUGAGCUCCAAAGAGCUGGAGACAGCGCUGAAAGAGCUGGAUGUGACGGCCAGUCCCCAUCUUCUUAAGGAAAUCAUGGCACAAUACGACAAGGACAAAAACGGCUUUUUGGAGUUCUCUGAGUUCAAGAAGGUCACUGCCGACCUGAAGGCGAUCCAGGCAGCUACUGUUGACGACACUUACGAAAUCUUCAAGAGCUUUGACAAGGAUGGAAGCGGCUUCAUAGAGCAAGCCGAGCUGAAGGAUGCGCUGGCGAUGAUGGGGAUAGGGAAUGACGAGAACACCAUCAAGGCCAUGAUGGUCGCUGCUGACACCAACAGGGACGGCAGGGUCAGCAUCAUCGAGUUCGCCAAGAUUGUCGGGCAUGGCAAGUAGGACAACAAGUAGCAGGGCGGUGUACAAAUGACCCUCUUAUACUUGAAUGUAAGUU
Molecule: messenger RNA, 984 nt
Organism: Branchiostoma floridae (Florida lancelet)
Lineage: Eukaryota; Metazoa; Chordata; Leptocardii; Amphioxiformes; Branchiostomatidae
Product: polcalcin Che a 3-like
Exons: 3
Coding region: 501-929 (142 amino acids)
Molecular function (GO): calcium ion binding
Source: RefSeq, a predicted model, not a curated record